AUGGAUAAGAUACCAAUGAGUUCCAUUCCGCAACUUACAACGACGAAUUAUUACGUCUGGGCUAUGAAAUUAGAAGCAGUAUUAAGCCUGAAAAAGGUGAAAUACGUUCUCACGACGGACAGACCUACGGGCGACAAGGAACGUGAGAAAUGGGAUAGCGACAACGAGGAUGUCGUAUCUAUUAUAAAGCUAACUUUAUCCGACGACCAAGCCAUGCAAUUUGUGGACGAGAUCAACGCGAAGGAGCUGUGGGCAAAAAUCAAAGAAACCUAUGUGGGGCGCCUCGAAGAUUCAAAAAUCGACGCUACAGUCGAACUACGAAGCAUAUCAAUGGGCGAUAAGGAAACAGGAGCGGAUUACAUCGCACGAGCACGAGGUCUGGCAUCCAAAUGCAAAGGUCUGGGCGUUAAUAUCUCGGACCGUGAGCUUGUAUAUUACGUUGUGAGAGGUCUGAACGGUAAAUUUAACCGCAUAAGAAAUACACUCAAAACACAACGAGACAAGAGGCUUGACGACAUAUUAGAAGACUUAAGAGAAGAAGAAAGAGAGUUGUCCAACCAGAAGAAGAACAACGACGCAGCCUACGCAGCAAGAGAUGGGAAACGCAACGCCGGGAAGAGAUGUUACGUAUGCAAAAAGACUGGACACCAAGCAAAAGUAUGCUGGGACCGAAAAUCCAAUGACCACGAUGGAGAGAAAAAGGAACGACAACAGGACAAGGGACGCGGAAAUCAGCGCAGUAAUCCACUACUACAAGGCCGUCCACAACAGAAUCGUCAGGAUGAACGCAACAGUCGGAACGAGAAAGCCAACGAAGUUACUGACGACUAUGCAUUCGAACGGAACGCGGGAAUCUAA
Vollenhovia emeryi is the source of this 858-nucleotide messenger RNA. RefSeq lists its product as uncharacterized. The record is from RefSeq and is a predicted model, not a curated record. The coding region runs from base 1 to 858 and encodes 285 amino acids. Lineage: Eukaryota; Metazoa; Arthropoda; Insecta; Hymenoptera; Formicidae. Gene Ontology annotation, molecular function: zinc ion binding; nucleic acid binding. The transcript has a single exon.